AUGGCAUUUCCGUUUCUGCGAGCCUUUGUCGCGCUAUUUGUCUAUCGAUACACCCGCCUCGUGCUGAACCUCUUCUCCUUCUGGACCUUUAAGCCAAUUCCACCACCGGAGAACCCCAAAUUGACCUCCCAAGAUGUGACGGUCAUUAUUCCAACUUUGGAGGGCUGUGGCGAUGAAUUGGUGGAGACAAUACGGACAAUUCUCGACAAUCAGCCCUUUGAAUUGCUCCUGGUGACCAUCGAGGCCAAUCGCAAAAAGGCUGAAAGAAUGUUGAGCGCAAUGCCGGCGUCCAAGUCACGCAUUCGCUUGUUCACGGUCAUGCACCCUAAUAAGCGGCGUCAGAUGACCCGGGCUAUCCCCGAAGUCCGAACGGCCAUUACUCUCCUUGCGGAUGACGAUGUGAGCUGGCCCCGUACCCUGCUCCCCUGGAUCUUGGCGCCCUUUGAAAAGGAUGAGAAGUACGGUGGUGUGGUGACCUGUCAGCGGUUGCGCCGCGCCAUUGAACCGAGCCUCUCACAGCGAGUCUGGGGCUUCCUGGGCGCGUUGUACCUGGAACGACGCAACUUUGACUGCGGCGCGACAACCCAUGUGGACGGUGGCCUUCCCUGCAUGUCGGGACGGACGGUUGCGUAUCGGACGCGAAUCCUGCAGAAUGAGGGCUUCACUUAUGCCUUUACGAAUGAGGAAUGGUGGUGGGGGAAGUACCAACUCAACGCCGACGAUGAUAACUUUAUCACCCGUUGGAUGGUCUCGCAUGGAUGGGAAACUUAUAUGCAGUACCACCCGGAGGCCGAGGUACUUACUACUCUGGAGGACAAUCCCCGUUUUUUGAAGCAAUGCGCCCGCUGGUCUCGAAGUAAUUGGCGGAGCAAUCUGACGUCCAUGUUUCACGAGAAGCACAUCUGGUAUCGUCAACCUUGGAGCGCCUAUGCUGUUCACUUGACAACCUUGUCGCCGCCUGCCCUGAUCGGAGACUUGUUACUUGUUUGGCUGUGCCACAAGGCCACUGGAUCGUGGGGAGAGGUGUUCCAUGAUCGCUCCAUGACUGCUCUGUAUAUGUGGAUUUUCACUAGCAAAUGGAUCAAGCUACUUGGUCACUAUCUUCGUUAUCCCGUCGACGUCUUCUUGUUGCCAGUUUCUAUCCUCUUCGGCUAUUUCCACGGCGCAAUCAAGAUGUAUGCAGUGAUGACACUCAAUGUGACUACUUGGGGUAGCCGUGACGGCGCUGAUGAUUACGACGCCGAGCGUAUGAAGAAGCGAACGGACGCUGAUCGAACUAAGCAGCCCUAUUAUCCGCAAUAUCUCAUCAAAUGA
Messenger RNA from Penicillium arizonense, 1314 nucleotides. RefSeq names its product glycosyltransferase family 2 protein. Bases 1 to 1314 code for a protein of 437 amino acids. The transcript is spliced from 4 exons. NCBI's taxonomy places the organism in Eukaryota, Fungi, Ascomycota, Eurotiomycetes, Eurotiales, Aspergillaceae. The record is from RefSeq and is a predicted model, not a curated record.